AGUAAGCCAACAUGUCCCAAUUCGAUCAAAUUAAGUUAGAAAUAUUCUCAUGGACUAAGAUCUCCCACGGGCUAUUUGAUUAUCAGAAUAAGGACUGUCGCUGAUGACAUAUUAAGGCAGACAUUGCCUCACAGGUUUUCUUGAGAAUAGAGAAUGCUGUCAAAACUUUCAAAACAUUAGGCAAGGCUAAACAGUUUUAAAGAAGAGAACUGUCGGUAUGUAGGAAGAAAGCAAGAUAUUGAGACCUGAUCUUUCUUGUUUUGUUUUCUUUACAGCGAGGGAAAAUUAAACAUUUAUAGCUAUAAUCAGCUAGAGGUGAUCCUAAAUUAUUUUGACGAUAAUCUCUCACUUACAGAAAUUGAUUUGCAGCUAGGAAGUCUGUUUGAGGGAUGUGUAGAUGUUAAAGAGGCUAAAGAUCUAUUGAAAUUCUUGAGUGCAGAACCUUUUUCAAAAGAUCUUUGGAAAGUUGCCAAGACACUCGACUGGAGGAAGAACUACAGAAGCUUCAAGUUAGUUUCAAAAGGAGUCGAAAUUUUUAAAGGAAAUAUCAUUAAAAUGGGCCGGCUCAAAAUGAGACUGAUGGAUAUGAAACUUCAGGGUCAUAAUGCUAUAGAAAAGAGCAAAGAAAGAGUAUUAUCUUACCAGAUACCAGCACUUAGCGAAGAGGAUGGUCCUGUCGAUGUAAGAGACAUCAGUAUUGAGGCAAGUGAACUAUCUGAAGAAAUUCCUCCAUGCAGAUUUUGUUUGUCCAAUGUGAUGGAUGACAAAUAACAAUCCUUUAAUCAAUCCUUGAAGUUGUAAAGGAACCCAAGGAUUAUUACACCUUGACUGCUUGAAGUCUUGGAUGGAAUCGAGUAGAAACCACAAAGUUUUUAGCCAGCACUCAGAGAUGUACACUUGGAAGGCAUUGCAAUGAGAGUUAUGUAAGACACCUUAUCCAUUCAAGAUUUGAUUUGGUGGGAAAACUGAGAGUUUAUUACAAUUUAAGAUACCAGACGGGGAGUUCUUGGCAUUUGAAACCUUUCUAAAAGAAGGCUCUGAUAAAGCCACCUCAAAAUCUGUUUAUAUCUUAAAUCUGGAAGAAACUGGAAAUUACAGAGUCGGUAGAAGCCAUGAGGUUGAAUUCCAUAUAGAGGACAUUUCAGUGUCUAGAUUCCAUGGAGAGUUACAAGUCACUCAGAAUAAAGUAUUUAUGCAAGAUUAUAAGUCUAAAUACGGAACUCAGAUUUUGGUGAAGGGAGAACAAAUUAUUGAUGAAGCUGACUGCACUAAAAAUAUGUUUCAAGUUGGUAGAGCUUGGCUGAUGCCUGGAAUUUUCUCUUGUUGUCGAAAGAAACAGAAUAUUGAAGAGCCUACUGAGAGAAGAGAUUUAGACCGUAAUCCAAUUGAGGGAAGGCAAAUUCAAGAAACCCAUGGGAAUCUACUCGAUAGUCAGAUUUUUCUGAAACUAGAGCAAGAUAUUGAGGAUCUCCAAAAGGAUAGAGAUAGUGUGUUCUAUCUUGAUGAUGAUUUCUAUAACAAGCUUGUUGGAAUAUAUAACCAAGACCAGAAAACUAACAGGAGAUCGAUAGAAGUAUAUGACCCCAAAGAAACAGUUGAUGAUCUCAGACCACAAGAAGAUUCUAAGAAAGAAGAGUCUGAUAGUUCUGACUCAGAAGAUGAUAAUAGUAACUCUUCAGGAAUCAAUGAAUCGGAUGAAAGCGAUAGCACUCCUUUCCAAGAUUCAGAAAGUAUAGGAGGCUCUUCGAUAGCAGGAGUUGGAGUUACAAAUAUGAGAAGUCAAGUAAUUCAGAAGAAGGGAGCUAUUUUUAAAGCAAUCCCAAAAUAGCAUAAAUAUAUUUUAUUUAUCUUA
Molecule: messenger RNA, 1852 nt
Organism: Moneuplotes crassus
Lineage: Eukaryota; Ciliophora; Spirotrichea; Euplotida; Euplotidae
Source: the annotation of a GenBank genome assembly